AUGCAUUUUUCCACUCUUGCUGGUGCUAGCCUCCUGGCCUCGGCUGCUAUGGCCUACCCUCACAAUAUGAAGCGUACAUCCACCGGUCAGACUGUUGUUUACUGGGGUCAGAACUACGCGGGUGCCCCGGAGAACAAUGAUUUGUCUACCUACUGUGACGGUACAUCUGGAAUUGACAUCAUUGUCCUCGCUUUCUUGAACGACUAUGGUACAGACGGUGAGACUAUUCCCUAUGGUACCAUUGGACAGAACUGCCAGGUCAGCAGUAGCGGUACCGCAACAGACUGCGACGACUUAGCCGCUGCUAUUACUACCUGCCAGGAUGCCGGCAUCACCGUCCUCUUGUCCCUUGGUGGUUCUUCUGGUUCCUACACCGUCACCUCACAGAGCGAGGGCGAAACCAUCGGACAGUAUCUGUGGGACGCCUACGCCAGCCCCAACGCCACCAGCUCCAGUUCGACUACUCGUCCAUUUGGCGACGCGUACGUCAAUGGUUGGGACUUUGACAUUGAAGCCAACCCAGGUGAAGACAACUCCAACUACCAGUACUUGAUCUCGACUCUUCGCUCCAACUUCGACAGUGACCCUGACAAUACCUACUACAUCACCGGAGCUCCUCAAUGUCCCAUCCCCGAGCCCAACAUGCAGUCCAUGAUCGAGAACUCCAAGUUCGACUACCUCUGGAUCCAGUUCUACAACAACCCCGGCUGCUCUACCAACUCCGGCACCAACUACGGUGACUGGAUCAGCAACAUUGCCAACACCUCGUCUGCCGAUGCCAAGCUCUUCAUUGGUGUCCCUGCCGGAGAGCUCGCUGCCAAUGGUCAAACUAGCGGCGAGGUUUACUACCUCGAACCCUCAGAGCUUGCUACCAUCGUUGCCAACUACAGCAGCGAGGCCGCUUUUGGUGGUAUCAUGUUGUGGGAUGCUGGUUUCUCUGACAACAAUGUCAACGAUGGCUGCACCUACGCCCAGGAAGCUAGCAGCAUCUUGAGUACUGGCAGCCCCUGCUCUUAA
This is a messenger RNA of Talaromyces atroroseus, 1017 nucleotides long. RefSeq names its product Endochitinase 2. Lineage: Eukaryota; Fungi; Ascomycota; Eurotiomycetes; Eurotiales; Trichocomaceae. The transcript has a single exon. The coding region runs from base 1 to 1017 and encodes 338 amino acids. The record is from RefSeq and is a predicted model, not a curated record. Gene Ontology annotation, cellular component: extracellular region. Gene Ontology annotation, molecular function: chitinase activity. Gene Ontology annotation, biological process: carbohydrate metabolic process.